Molecule: messenger RNA, 1563 nt
Organism: Microtus ochrogaster (prairie vole)
Lineage: Eukaryota; Metazoa; Chordata; Mammalia; Rodentia; Cricetidae
Product: C-type lectin domain family 2 member E-like
Cellular component (GO): external side of plasma membrane
Molecular function (GO): natural killer cell lectin-like receptor binding
Source: RefSeq, a predicted model, not a curated record
AUUUAAGGUGCGCACCACCACUGCCUCUUCUGUUCUUUUUCCAUAUUGUUUUCCCCCUUCUUCGACGUCCCAGUUGUUCCCCUUCUAAUUCUUUGAGAUGCUUUUCCUUUUACUUCUUCCCUGAUGUUCCCCUUACAUAGCUCCUGAUUCUUCCUUCUCCUAUUUUUGUUUUCCUCUUAUUCCUCUUUUACCUCCAAAGACAAAAAUUCCUUUCUUUUUACUUUUUUACCGCAUAUGAGUGCUCUGUCUGUCUGUCUGUAUGCCAGUUUGCUCUCUUUCUUUCGGCGUUCGGAUGCCCUCAGUAAAUCCCUUCUGAAACAUUUCUUCCCUCUGAAUCUUCUCCUCUUGGGUUCUUCCUUGCUCUUUGCGCUUCCGGCCACACCUUAAGAUGGCGCUGGAGGUUGUGGGGAGCAGGGGAGUGGCGAGGCGUCCUGGGGUGGGGACUACAACGGGCAGCCUACUUGAGGGCGGACCAGUAAGUUUUGUCUACUGCUUCUGGUUGAAGUUGAGGAAGGAGGGCAAUUGUCAAUCCAGGAGAACAAGGUGGGGCCAUGAUGAGGAGGAGAGCUAUUUUGGUCAGUGUAGCCGGCUAUAUAUACAUAUAUGCCCUUUUGGCGCCUGCAAACAUGCUUUGGGAGACUGUCCGAGGUGGCGGCUGAGACAUGGGCGAGAGCUCGGAGCGCGUUGCCGCGGCCGCCGUGUCUGAGGACUCCAGCAUCAAGUCCUCUCUCAUCGAAAGAAACAAGGAAGAGCAGCAGGAGGUGAAAGGUAAAAAUCUCCAAGGACAAUGUCUCAGAAUUGUCACCCAUGUAUCUCCUGCUUGGCUUUACUGCUGUUAUGCACUGAUCAUCGUCCUCACUGGAGCUGUGAUUGCACUUUCUGUGGCUCUGUCAUUGUCAGUAAGAAAAAAGAACCCGGCCAUUGUGACCCCUGAAGCUGGGUGUGCAACCUGCCCAAGAGACUGGAUUGGAUUUGGAAGUAAAUGCUUUUUUUUUUCUGAACACAUAAGUAACUGGACAUCCAGCCAGACCUCAUGCAAGGAGCUGGGGGCUCACCUAACUCAAGCUGACAGUCUGGAGGAGCUGAUUUUCCUGAAUAGAUACAAGGGAGAUUCUGACCACUGGAUUGGCCUGCACAAAGAGUCACGAGAGCAGCCUUGGAUGUGGAUAAACAACACUGAAUAUAACAACUUGGUUCCCAUCCGAGGAGACGGAAACCAUGCCUACCUGAGUGACAGAGGGAUCAGCAGUGGCAGGGACUACAUGCAGAGGAAGUGGAUAUGUAGCAAAUCAAGCAGCUAUACUUUACAGUACCCAGUAUUCUCACAGCUUGUGUAGAGUGUGUCAGUUCAAUCAUGAGAGAUAACAUGUUAUCUGCAGUCAUAUUCUCAUUUCUUUAUCUCCUAAAAUUAUCAAAAUCAAUUCAUAAUGUCUUGUGACAUCAGCGAUAAAAAACUAUCAUAGAGGAGCAUAUUUACCAGUACUUGGGAGGUUAUGGGUGAUCCUAACUAAAUAAGCAUUUGGUAUGGUUUUGUCCUCAUAUUAUAAACCUGAAUUAGAAUCA